Messenger RNA from Pleurotus ostreatus (oyster mushroom), 294 nucleotides. RefSeq lists its product as uncharacterized. The record is from RefSeq and is a predicted model, not a curated record. NCBI's taxonomy places the organism in Eukaryota, Fungi, Basidiomycota, Agaricomycetes, Agaricales, Pleurotaceae. The transcript has 2 exons. Bases 1 to 294 code for a protein of 97 amino acids.
AUGCUCAACAACAGCAAGGAGUGGGAUCACACGGACUUCCAAUUUGACGUCUCCGCCUUCUACGACCGCAUUAUCAACUAUUUCAACAGCGGGAAAGAUGACGACAGUGUAGUCGAACUUCUUGCUUGGUUUCAACGUGAGGUCUUCACUGGCCGUUCACCUGCCACAACCAACGAAGAGGACGUCCCAGAUUCUGAAGACGAGGUGGAGGAUGAGGACGAAGAUGCUCGGAUUAACAAACAAAGGGAGCUUCGUCGCAAUCAGCGAAAUGCGAACAACGGAAACAGUACUUAA